Messenger RNA from Solanum lycopersicum (tomato), 1257 nucleotides. Its product is annotated as dirigent protein 22-like. Lineage: Eukaryota; Viridiplantae; Streptophyta; Magnoliopsida; Solanales; Solanaceae. The record is from RefSeq and is a predicted model, not a curated record.
UGGCCCGAGGUUUAGGAUUUGAGUAUAAUUCAGAUACUUUUAGGUCAUUUUUCAUUAAUUGUUGUGCUUUGUUGUUUUUCUUUGUUGCUCUUGAGAAAUUCAAAUUAUAUUAUAGAUACCAAUGUAAACCAACAUCUCUCAUAGAUAUAGACUAUAUAAGAAAAAAUCUCAGAAUAUAUCAAACUUUCUUUUCGCUUCUGAAAUUCCUUUAUUUCUACAAAAAGGAAAGAUAUAUUCUUUUAAUACAUAUAAAUUGGGAAAGUAGGAUAAAUAAUGUGAAUAGGAGGAGUAUAAUAUUUUACCAAUUAUAAAAGCCAGAUACAAUCCUCAGCAUUAACAUCCUCAAACUCAAUCCCAAAAAUUCCGGGUUGUUUUUCCUUAUUUGGUCAUUGCUGAGCUGUUUACGAGUUUAAUGCUACAACAUGCAAAUUUUUUAUAAUCCAAAUACUCCAUUGUUUAGUGCAUGAACCUAAAACUAAUUACAUAAACAUUAGAAGAAUCUUUUUAAUUGUUUCCUGCCUCUCUCACAUUUUCUCAAGACUAUCCUAAUAUUUAUUUGUUUCCAUAUCUAUAUAUUAUUUGAUUCAACAACCAAGUUCAUUUGAAAGAAAAUGGAGAAAUUUUUGUUGAUUUCUUUCUUGUUUUUAGCAAUAACAAUAAUAUUGCCUUCAACUCAUGGGCUUGAUCAAAGUCCUAAAGGAGUGGACAAAUGGUUCAAGAACCUUCCCCAUGCAAAAACAAAAAUGACCAAACUUCACUUUUACUUUCAUGAUAUUGUGACUGCAAAGAGUCCAUCAGCAAUCCAAAUAGCGCAAGCCAAUAAUACAUUUCAAUCACCAACAUUUUUUGGCUUUGUAAGGAUGAUGGACAAUUCGUUGACGGUUAACCCCGAGCCCAACUCCAAAAUAAUAGGCCGAGCCCAAGGGAUUUAUGGCUCAGCUUCGUUUGAAGAUAUAGGCCUUCUUAUGACUCUCAACCUUGUGUUCACAAAUGGUAAGUACAAUGGUAGCACGCUUAGUAUCCUUGGGCACAAUCAGGUAUUUCACGAGUAUCGAGAGAUGCCAAUUGUUGGUGGUUCCGGUGUUUUUAGGCUAGCAAAAGGCAUCGCCACCGCGAAAACCUACCAAGUUGAUAACACCACACAAAAUGCAAUAGUUGAAUACCAUGUUGUGGUUUUGCAUUAUUGAAGUUACUCUUUUGUUCAUUAUGUGUUCUUGAUCGUGGCCUGUGGACUUUCCAAUAAUGUGAAUUUGUAUA